Nerophis ophidion (straightnose pipefish) is the source of this 4307-nucleotide messenger RNA. RefSeq names its product aspartate dehydrogenase domain containing (gene aspdh). The record is from RefSeq and is a predicted model, not a curated record. Bases 50 to 973 code for a protein of 307 amino acids. Gene Ontology annotation, molecular function: NADP binding; L-aspartate dehydrogenase [NAD(P)+] activity. NCBI's taxonomy places the organism in Eukaryota, Metazoa, Chordata, Actinopteri, Syngnathiformes, Syngnathidae. Gene Ontology annotation, biological process: NAD+ biosynthetic process. The transcript has 6 exons.
GCCUUCCUGCUGUGAUCCUCACAACGCCCGCAAGCGACAUCGCGACAAAAUGGCAACGCCGCCGACUUCUCGCCGCAUCGGCGUUGUGGGCUUCGGACAUCUGGGGCAGUACUUGGUGGAACGGAUCCUUGGAGAGGGGGACUCUGCGGGCUUGACCCUGGCCUUCGUUUGGAACCGGAACCCCACAAAGCUCCGAGGUUUGGUUCCGGAUGAGCUGGUACUUGCGGACCUGUCGUCUUUCGCGGACAGGUCAUGUGACCUCAUCGUAGAGGUGUGCCAUCCUCAGGUGGUCCAAGAAUUUGGGCUCCACUUCCUGUCUGGCUCUCAUUUGCUGGUGGGUUCUCCCUCAGCCCUCGCCGAUCAUCAGCUGAAUGAGAAACUGCGGCAGGCGGCUCAGCAAUCUGGGAGGACGCUCUACGUCCCCAGUGGUGCGUUGUGGGCCGGUCAGGACAUCCAGAGGCUGAACGACAGCCAGGCCCUAAAGGAUUUGUUUGUAAGAAUGUCCAAACAUCCGUCCUGCUUCCGGCUGGCAGGAGACGUCCGGCCUGAGUGGACCGAAGGCGAGGGCAGGCGGGUUUUGUUCAGUGGCUCGGUAGCCCAACUGUGCCCCCUGGCGCCCAACAACGUCAACACCAUGGCGGCGGCGGCGGUGGCUGCUGGGAACCUGGGCUUCGACGGCGUCCGAGGGGAAAUCGUGUCCGACACGGCGUUGAGCGACUAUCAUGUGGUGGAAGUGGAAGUGACGGGCCCGGACGGCUUCUCUGUGCGCACAGUGAGGAGGAAUCCAGCCCGACUUGGUGCUGUAACCGGUAGUGCAACAUACAACUCCUUUUGGAGCAGUCUACUUGGUAAGUUUUCAAAAUGUCAGCGAGAAAAGAAUCGAAAUGCUCAAAUGUCAUUAUUAGGCUCGUCGCGAGGUAGACCUGCACAUUCGAAAAAUAAGAGGAUUCUAAUGCCCAACUGUGAGGGUUGACCCGUAGGCAACAAUCCAGUACCGGUACAGGUAAUUGAGAGAGAGUCACUCACCUGUCAUGGUGCUACGCUGAAUGAAAUGUGCAGAAUGGAUCCUGCGCCAGGGCUGUUGUGACCACGGUCUAUUCAAAGACACACACAUGUUUCUGCAUGUGUGUUGUUGCCUAACCUACUAUGGAAUGACAUCAUGGAUUGGAAUUUGGAACACCCUAUCCUGGAGCAACUUGGCAGAGUUUGACAAUGCACUUCCUUAGAAAUGUUUUUUGAUCUAUUUUAAGAACUAAUAUACUGCGUUCAGUUACAGAGGUGGAGGGGGAUGCUGGUCUCUGGAGACCCACCUUGAGUUGGGCUCGAUGGCGAGCGCCUGGUGGCCGGCCUUCUCCUAAGGGACCUGGCCGGGCACGGCACGAAGAGGCAACGUGGGUCCCCCUCCCUCUCCAAUGGGCUAACCGCUCAUUGGAAGGACCAGAUGGUUCAGGUGCAUUGUGAGUUGAGUGACAGCUGAAAGCAGGGACGCUGGAGGCCCGAUCCUCUGCUGUAGAAAAUAGGUUUCGAAAUUUGGGAUACCACCUCUCUGGGGGAGAAUGAGCCUGAGCUGGUGCGCCAGGUGAAGAAGUUCUGGCUGGAUAGUCAGACUCAGUUUCUGGAAACAGUCCUCUGGAGGUGUCUGCUCUUGGACAAUCCGAAUGGAAGACGGGGCGAAGCUGUCAACUGAUUACCACCUGGGGACAGGAUGCAGGUCAGACUUUGAAGCCAAAACGAGGAUCUGCUUAGAACAAUCGAGCAGGGUCUCGAUUCAGACAGAGUUUAAAUUCCAACCACCAGGAGAGCUUCGACCAUGUUCCGAGGGAGGCAAAAUACAUCCGAGCCCGAGUGGCCCAUGUUUCAUGCCCCUGUGGCUGCAAGGUGGUUGGUGCCUGUCCUAUCAGGGCCUUUUGUCCAUGGCACUUCAGAGGUAACUGACAAAUACCAAAUAGGCCAAGUGCAAUGUAGUUUUGGAAGUCCCUGGGGCAAAAACAGGAGGAGUUUGGAACGGAAACAGGAAUAGGAUACAAUGCACUUAUCGUGGGCUGCUCACCUCUAUUUGGGAUGUUGCGGGCCGGUGGAAGGACCUACACGUCUUCCUAUGAGGAACCAGUGCUUAGGGACUCGGUUCUCUAUCUCUCAAGUUGAGGGCGCUAAGGUUGUCAAAAAGAUCCUCAGUGUCAGAACCCCAAAGAUUAAUUUCUAAAGACUGGAUGUUGUGGGGAUGACGUGGUUGGCGGUGUUGGUGGUGUCUCUGGAUUGGCAGACCUUUCUUAAUAAGGGGGACCAGAUGGUGUGUUCCAACUAUCUUCAGCCGUCUUGGUUUCAUGGGUACCGGAGAGGAGGGUCCACCGGAUAAUCGAACCUCUGAUUCAGGAAGAGCAGUGUGCUUUCUACACUCUCUGGAAGGUCUUUGAGGUUAUACGGCAGUCCUCAUGUGUUUUGGGGACAUUCUACGGAGUUUCUCUGGAAAUGUUUACAGGUACGUAGAAUUGGACUGUUUGAUCAGUGUCAGAGCUUGGUCAGCGUUGCCGAAAGGAGGUCGGACCUGUUUCCAGUGAGGGCUGGACUCCACCAAGGCUGCUCUAUGUCACCCAUUCGGUUCAUAACUUUUAAGGACAGAAUUUGUAGGCGCAGUCAGGGCGUUGAGGGGUUCCGGUUUGGUGGCUGCAGGAUUAGGUCUCUGCUUUUUGCAGAUGAUGUGGUCCUGAUGGCUUCAUCGGGUUGGAAUCGUCAGGCUUCACUGGAUCGGUGUGAAGCGACUGGGAUGAGAAUCAGCACCUCCAAGUGUGAGCCCAUGGUUCUUGCCCAGACAUGGUUGGAGUUCUCCCACUUGAGAGUUGAAAGUACUUCAGGCUGUUCUUCCCAAGUGGAAAAAGGGAGUUGUGAGAUCCACAGGCGGAUCUGACUCAGAAUUGCCGUCUCAUGAAGAGGAAGACCAAGCUUUCAAUUUACCGGCCCUCACCUUUGGUCAGGACCUUUGGUCGGGCAGAUUGCAGAGCAGACGAUACGGCAGCAGCCAAAAGCAGAUUCUCUUACCUCUCAUUUUUAUACCAAAUAAUUCAAUCAAAAAUCAAUUGUGAAUGUAAUCACCGGGCAAGAAUCCAACUGAAUAGUGAGAUGUCACUCCUGAUGACAUCUUGAGGCCGAUAUCAGGGGUCUUACAACUCCACAUUCAAAUUGAUUCAAGGCCAUUCUUCAAUCCAGCAGAUUCCCACAAAAGAGGCUUCAAACAUUGCUAUAAAACCUUUUUAAAACAGUUUAUUGGGUACAAAAGUAGGCGCAAAGAUGGCCACUAAACGUCUUUUUAAGAUGUAUUCUUGAUUAAAUUUUUUGUUUUUUAAUAGAUUUUUAAAAAUGGAUUUAGAAUGGGAAUACAUAAGAGCCGCACGUUUUUUAAAGCAUCCGUAGUGAUUAUACGUUUAUAUUAGGGGUGUUUAAACUUUUUCCAGAGGGCUGCACACUGAAAAAUCAAAGCAUAUUAUUAUUUUUCCAUUUUAAAACCAAUCAAAUAAAUAUACUGUAUUAUUAUUGUUUUUUACCCUUAGGGCUCCCUUUAAGUUUGGUAAAUGUUAAAGAUCCUGAGGACCUGUGAAAACAAUUGCAGAAAAAUGUCUCGAGGACCCAGAAGGGCCAAACUUAUUAAAGGUGCUGUUUGCGACUUCCUCACAGUUACAUUUUUCAAAGGUAAAAAAAUAUAGCAAGAAGACCUUAGGCCCGCUUUUACAGAACACCUCCAUGUGAAAAUGCUCCAAUUUUCUCAACAAGCAAGUGAUUGGCGGUCACUCAGCCCGGCGUCAGCAACACGUACGUGCACACACAAGCAGUCCUGGAGAAGAUGUUGUUACCGUGGAAUAAACAUUCAAUGACGGCUAACGCCAACAGUCCAAAGGGCUGAUGUUAGCUAACAACACCUAAAGCUAAUACGUAGCUACGUCAUUGCGUCUCAGAAGCCAGAAGGGGGCAGCAUAGACUGUUGGAAAGUUGGUCACACAUGACUUUUUUUCUUCUUCUUUACUUCUAAUACUUACAUUUCUAUCAACUUCAGCUCUAGCCUUCCAUUAUACAUUUUUUUCCUUGGUUUUUAGAAAGCAAACACAAAAUAUGCAACAUUUUCCCCUAAACAUAUUUCAAAGUGGAAUAUUUGAUGUGAAGCAAUUGGAGCUUUAAUGAAGUCAAUAUUUCAUAACAUUGAUUUUGAUUCAUUAUUAUUAUUUGAGCAAUGACAAACUUAAAACUGCUUUUGUGUUAUCUGUGUCAACUUUUUCUUGUUAGUUUGCGCUUUUAUUCCACUUAUGUUUGUUUUUUUG